Molecule: messenger RNA, 585 nt
Organism: Phalaenopsis equestris
Lineage: Eukaryota; Viridiplantae; Streptophyta; Magnoliopsida; Asparagales; Orchidaceae
Exons: 3
Coding region: 1-585 (194 amino acids)
Source: RefSeq, a predicted model, not a curated record
AUGGAGAGGUUGAACAAGGAGAUGCUCGAGAUAGGGGUUAUCAGGCCCAGUGUGAGCCUUUUUUUCCAGUCAUAUCUUAUUGGAUACCAACAGAUUAGGAUGAAGCUAACUGAUGUGCACAGGAUAGCUUUCAAGACUCAUGAAGGUCGUAUGGAGGCAGAGCAUAUGAGACACCUGAGAAUAAUACUUAAGACUUUUAGAGAGCAUCAACUAUAUGCCAACCUGAAGAAAUGUUCCUUUGCACAGUCACGGGUGGAGUACCUAAUGCAUGUGGUGACUGAAGCUGGGGAAGCAGUGGACCAAUCCAAAAUUGAGACAAUGUUGAAUUGUCCUUUGCCUACGAGCUUAAAGGAGCUGAGAGGCUUCUUAGUUUUCACUGGAUACUACCGAAAAUUCAUAAGAGUAUAUGAUAUGAUUGCAUGGCCGCAUAUGGAGCAGUUGAAAAAAUAUAGUUUCAAAUGGGGGAAAGCAAAGACACGGGCCUUCGAACAGCUAAAGAUGGCAAUGACGAGUGCGCCAAUAGUGGCACUUUCAGACUUCAGUAGGUCAUAUGCAACAAAGAUGGAUAUGUUGAGACCAUGUUGA